CCAGAGUGUAAAACGCCAACGAUGACGGACGGAUUCUGCGUUUCAAUCGAGAGGUGUCGGAAUAUUUACUCCAUCGUCAACUCGCCAACCCCGCCUUCGCGUGGCAUACAGAACUACAUCAAGAAGGCCGCCUGCACGUUGCCAGAGGUAGAACGAAGUGUAUGCUGCCAGCCGAUGGAGGUCGUUCCGGCCAGCACGACAACAUCGACGACGACAACGACCACAUCGGCUCCCAACGUCAUUGUACCCGUUAAAACUGGCACUGGACCGGUCAUUAUGAUUGGCAGCGAACCAGACCCGGGCGCCACGUUAAACUGGAGCAUGCUACCAACGACAAGCUGCGGCACGAUCACGAUUAACCGAAUAGCGCACGGGAAUGCGACCCGCGUUUUUGAGUUUCCUUGGAUGGCGUUGCUGCGGUACGAGUCGAACGGCGAGCUGUCGGAUCGUUGUGGAGGAUCGCUCAUCAACAAUCGCUAUGUGUUGACGGCGGCACAUUGCGUGAGGACAUCCAGCAGUAUCAAACUGGUUAAAGUCCGUCUUGGCGAACAUGACAAAACGAAGGAAAUUGAUUGUCAUGUGUAUAGCGAUGGAGAGCAGGACUGCGCUGACGCUGCGUAUGAUGUGGAUAUCGAGUCCAUGGUAGUCCACAAAGAGUACAACCGGCCGAUCAAAUUUCGUCAUGACAUAGCGUUGAUUAGGAUGGUGCGCGAGAUCGAUUUUAGCGAUUCCGUUAAACCGAUUUGCUUACCAGUAAAUGAAGAUACAAGACGAAAGGUGUUGCCGAGAUACAUCAUCACCGGUUGGGGCACAACUGAGCAACAAGCUCUGUCGGAUCUGCUGCUUCAGGCCAUCGUUGAUCAUGUUCCGAUUCCGGAGUGCCAGCAGAAGAUGAAUGAGAACUUCCUGUACGUAAACCUUGCCGACGAAUGGCAGAUGUGUGCGGCAGGAAAGAACCUAGUCGAUUCCUGCCAGGGGGAUUCGGGCGGUCCGCUAGGAUUCAGCGUGAACGUAGCUGGAUCGAGGUUUGUGCAGUUUGGUAUCGUUUCGGCAGGAGUGAAGUCAUGUGGAAAGGAAAGCGUGCCUGGAAUUUACACUCGUGUUACAAGUUACAUGAACUGGAUAGUGGCAAAUAUGCAGCCAUAAGUAAACUUUCCUCAUCUACACCAUCCACGUUAAACUUUAACCCUAAACACUAGGACGUACUGAUAACUCAUUUUAGUAAUAGUUAUAAAAUAAAAAAAAUGACCUAUGUUAUAUUAAUAACAU
Molecule: messenger RNA, 1269 nt
Organism: Anopheles nili
Lineage: Eukaryota; Metazoa; Arthropoda; Insecta; Diptera; Culicidae
Product: serine protease easter-like
Exons: 3
Coding region: 22-1146 (374 amino acids)
Biological process (GO): proteolysis
Molecular function (GO): serine-type endopeptidase activity
Source: RefSeq, a predicted model, not a curated record